CCUUGCAGUCCUUGAGCCGGCGGCUUCAGGUGCAGGAGAAGGAGAUGGAGCUGGUUAAGGCAGCCCUGGCCGAGGCCCUCCGCCUGCUGCGGCUGCAUGCGCCCCCCAACCCCCUGCAGGACCCUGGCACGCCCGCUCCAACCCGAGACAGCCCUGCAGCGCCCCCAGGACUGCCACCCGCGUGCGGCCCCUCCUUGGUGAGCCGGGGCACCCAGACCGAGACCCAGGUGGAGACGGAGCCAUCCCCGGGCCCCCCUAGCCUGAGCAAUGGGCCCCCAGCCCCCCAGGGGGGCAGUGAAGAGCCUGGUGGGACCCAGUCUGAAGGAGGGGGCAGCAGCAGCAGUGGCGCUGGUUCCCCCGGCCCCCCGGGGAUCCUCAGGCUUGUGCAGUCCCCACAGCGUGCUGACACGCCACGGAGAAAUUCUUCCUCCUCCUCAUCCCCCUCAGAGCGGCCUCGGCAGAAACUCUCCCGGAAGGCAGCUUCCUCGGCUAACCUGUUGCUGCGGUCAGGGAGCACGGAGAGGAAGAAAGGAACAAGUGCUCCUGGGGCACCUGCUGUGUACCUGGCCCUGUGCUAAACCCUCGACCUUCUCCACCUCAUUCAGUUCCCACGACAUCCUUGGGGGCCGUGGGGGGAAAGACCCUCUCUCCAGCCCUGGAGGUCCUGGGUCUCGGAGGAGCAACUAUAAUUUGGAAGGCAUCUCAGUGAAAAUGUUCCUUCGUGGCCGCCCUAUUACCAUGUACAUCCCGUCUGGCAUCCGCAGCCUUGAGGAGCUGCCCAGCGGCCCACCCCCGGAGACCCUCAGCCUUGACUGGGUUUAUGGGUACAGGGGUCGUGACUCCCGCUCUAAUCUGUUUGUGCUGCGCUCUGGGGAGGUGGUCUACUUUAUUGCCUGUGUGGUGGUGCUAUACCGGCCCGAGGGAGGCCCAGGGGGCCCUGGAGGUGGCGGCCAGAGACAUUACCGGGGCCACACGGACUGCGUUCGAUGCCUGGCCGUCCACCCGGAUGGUGUCCGUGUAGCUUCGGGACAGACAGCUGGAGUGGAUAAAGAUGGCAAGCCCCUGCAGCCAGUGGUUCACGUCUGGGACUCAGAGACCCUGCUGAAGCUGCAGGAGAUUGGACUGGGGGCCUUCGAGCGGGGCGUGGGAGCCUUGGCCUUCUCAGUGGCGGAUCAGGGUGCUUUUCUUUGUGUCGUGGAUGAUUCCAAUGAACACAUGCUGUCAGUGUGGGACUGCAGCCGAGGCACAAAGCUGGCUGAGAUCAAGAGUACCAAUGACUCGGUUUUGGCCGUUGGCUUCAGCCCUCGUGACAGCAGCUGCAUUGUCACCAGCGGGAAAUCCCACGUCCACUUCUGGAACUGGAGUGGAGGAGCAGGGAUUCCUGGGAACGGGACCCUCACCCGGAAACAGGGUGUCUUUGGGAAAUACAAGAAACCCAAGUUUAUCCCCUGCUUUGUGUUCCUCCCGGAUGGAGACAUUCUCACUGGGGACUCAGAGGGGAACAUUCUCACCUGGGGGCGGAGCCUCUCAGAUUCCAGAACCCCAGGCAGGGGUGGGGCCAAAGAGACCUACGGGAUUGUGGCCCAGGCCCAUGCUCACGAAGGUUCCAUCUUUGCCCUGUGUCUCCGGCGGGACGGGACUGUGCUGAGUGGUGGUGGACGGGACCGCCGGCUGGUCCAGUGGGGGCCAGGAUUGGUGGCCCUCCAGGAGGCUGAGAUUCCUGAACACUUUGGGGCUGUGCGGGCCAUUGCGGAGGGGCUGGGUUCUGAGCUGCUGGUGGGAACCACGAAGAAUGCGUUGCUAAGGGGAGAUCUGGCCCAGGGCUUCUCCCCUGUAAUUCAGGGCCACACGGAUGAGCUCUGGGGGCUCUGCACGCAUCCCUUCCAGAACCGCUUCCUCACCUGUGGCCACGACCGGCAGCUCUGCCUGUGGGAUGGGGAGGGCCAUGCACUGGCCUGGAGCAUUGACCUCAAGGAGACUGGUCUCUGUGCUGACUUCCACCCCAGUGGGGCAGUUGUGGCUGUAGGACUGAACACAGGGAGGUGGCUGGUUUUGGACACAGAGACCCGAGAGAUUGUGUCGGACAUCACUGACGGCAAUGAGCAGCUCUCAGUGGUCCGGUAUAGCCCAGAUGGGUUGUACCUGGCCAUCGGUUCCCAUGACAACAUGAUCUACAUCUAUAGCGUUUCCAGUGAUGGGGCCAAGUCCAGCCGCUUUGGCCGCUGUGUGGGUCACUCCAGCUUCAUCACUCACCUUGACUGGUCCAAGGAUGGGAGUUUCAUCAUGUCCAAUUCUGGGGACUAUGAGAUCCUUUACUGGGAUGUGGUUGGAGGCUGCAAGCUGCUGAGGAAUCGCUACGACAGCAGAGACCGGGAGUGGGCCACUUACACCUGCGUGCUGGGCUUCCACGUCUAUGGCGCCGAGCCUCGUGUACGGCGGCCACGGCAGCCACGUGACCAGCGUCCGGUUCACGCACGACGACUCGCACCUCAUCUCGCUGGGAGGCAAGGACGCCAGCAUCUUCCAAUGGCGAGUGCUGGGCGCUGGGGGCUCGGGGCCGGCGCCCGCCACGCCCUCUCGAACCCCCUCCCUGUCCCCCGCCUCCUCUCUCGACGUCUGACCAAUGCGGAAGGGGACCCACCGGCCCUGCGGCGCGGCUCCGCCCCACCCGAAACCCCUAGGACCAGGGGCCGACCUUUCCUGGACUUCGAGACAUUCCCGAUUGCGCGUUUCCCUGGAGGGGGCGAAUGGCACCCCUGCACACACUGUAGAGACCCGCUGGCCGAGCCGGGCAGCCCCAGCCUGGGCCCUGACUCCCGCCGCCUGCUGAGGGGCAAUAAACCAAAAGCAAAGUCGCCUCCCAGUCCUUUUGUGGGGCUCGGCUGGGCGCCUCCAGGGCCCUGUGGGGGUGGCGAUGAAGAAAAAGAGGAGUUUGGAAAGGGUAGGGGAGCGUAGGCCAUUCAUGCAAAUAACAGGCAAAGCCGCUUGCAAAUAACCCGGCGGAGCGCAAACGCGCGCGAGUCCUUCGGAGCCGCAGGCGGAGCAGCAGGCGGAGCAGCGGGGCUCGGGCGAGGAGAGAGUUAAGCCCAACUCUUCUCCCGCCCUCGGAG
Molecule: messenger RNA, 3110 nt
Organism: Lutra lutra (Eurasian river otter)
Lineage: Eukaryota; Metazoa; Chordata; Mammalia; Carnivora; Mustelidae
Gene: EML3
Product: EMAP like 3
Exons: 21
Coding region: 268-2955 (895 amino acids)
Biological process (GO): microtubule cytoskeleton organization
Cellular component (GO): mitotic spindle
Molecular function (GO): microtubule binding
Source: RefSeq, a predicted model, not a curated record